Melanaphis sacchari is the source of this 2846-nucleotide messenger RNA. RefSeq names its product dnaJ homolog subfamily C member 27-like. Gene Ontology annotation, molecular function: GTPase activity; GTP binding. The record is from RefSeq and is a predicted model, not a curated record. The transcript is spliced from 13 exons. The coding region runs from base 67 to 1344 and encodes 425 amino acids. Lineage: Eukaryota; Metazoa; Arthropoda; Insecta; Hemiptera; Aphididae.
GACGUGUACACACACGCCACCACCGCUGCCGCCGAUCAGUGUGUGUCUCAAGGGCUAUGCCGCGACAUGAACGCCGGCGAAUCGUACAAGGUGCUCGUGCUGGGCGAUUCGAACGUUGGCAAAACAUGUCUGAUGCACAGGUUCUGCGACGAGACGUAUUACGACACGUACAUAUCGACAAUAGGAGUCGAUUACAAACAGAAGAUAAUUCAAUUGGACGAAAAACCGGUAAAGUUACAAAUAUGGGACACUGCCGGGCAAGAGCGUUUCCGAACACUGACUACGGCCUACUAUCGAGGCGCAAUGGGUAUAUUACUCGUUUAUGACGUCACGAAUUUGGAUUCAUUUGACCAUUUGACGUAUUGGUUGAAGAAUAUUCAAGAAAACGCUUCGCCGGAUGUAAUUAAAGUUUUGGCAGGUAACAAAUGUGACAACGAGACAGUAAGAGCCGUGGACAGAGCAGACGGAGAAAAAAUAGCAGAAUGCUACGAUAUGCCGUUUUUCGAAGUCUCGUGUAAGAUGGAUGUCAAUGUGGAAGAAGCAUUUCAGGCAUUGGCUAAAAUGAUUAAAGAACGUUCCAAAUAUUCGGGAGCGUUCGGGCUGAGAGAUGAAACACCGAGGGAAAAAUGUUCACCACUUUUCGAAAAAGCUUUUGCCGAAUCUACACGGAAGUGUAGUUCCUUAAUGGGAGACAAUCUAGUAGUGUCGGCGUCAACAGGUAAAACUGAACCGCUACAGGAACAGAGAAUUUGGAAAAUUAUUGUAUUGGGUGAUGUGAAUACUGGUAAGACUUCUAUUAUUGAACGAUACUGUGAUGGGAAAUUCAAGGAUAACCAUAAAAUGUGUACAAUAGGUAUAGAUUUCAAAAAGAAAAUAAUCAAUUUUGAGAACAAAACCAUCAUUUUAAACAUUUGGGACACAGCUGGAACUGAAAAAUAUCAAUCUUUAAUUCAAUUGUACUAUAGAGAUGCCAAGGGAAUAUUUAUUGUAUAUGAUAUUACAAAUAUGAAUUCGUUAUUCAAGUUGAAUACAUGGAUGGAAAAUAUAAGCGAUUUUGCUCCUUCAAAUACGGUAAAAAUUUUGAUUGGUAACAAAUGUGAUUUAGAAUCAAACAGAGAGGUAUCAAUUGAAGAAGGAAAACUGGUAGCUGAACACUAUGGAAUUCCUUUUUUUGAACUAUCUUCUAAAAACAAUACAAAUCUAGAUGAUUCGUUUUUGAAAAUGGUUUCUAUGAUUAAUGAAAUGGAACUUGAAAUUGAAAUUAAAAAGGACAUUGUGAUUUUAGAAGAUAAAUUAAUGCUUCAAGAUAUUGACAUCCAAUCAAAAACAAAGUGUAGCUGUUGAUUUAAGAUGUGAUUAUAAGAAAAAACAUGAUAACAUUUUAUAUUAAUAAAUCAAAAAUCCUAAGGAAUAUAUUAAAGGAUUUAUAGAUAUCGAAAAAUCUUGAAAAAACUACUCCUCAAGAGACUAUUAAAAAUUGCUAAUGAACAAAAUGUGUUACCAGAUUUCCAAUUUGGUUUUCGCCCAAAACACGCCAUUUUUUACCAACUACAAUGGUUGUUGAUUUAAUUGCCAUCUGUUUCAAAACGAAGAAAUACUGUUCCGCAGUAUUCCUCGACAUCGCCCAAGCAUUCGACUCGAUCUGGCAAACCGGCCUGCUAUACAAAUUAAAAAAAUCUAUCCUGCGCCAUACUAUCUCUUACUUAAGUCCUACAUCGAAAACAGAUCAUUCAAUGUUAAAAUAGAAUCCACCUUCUCCGACUUACAAUAUAUUUGCUGGCGUACCUCAAGGAAGUGACAUUGCCCCGUUUUUGUACAUCAUAUUUACAGCGGACAUUCCUACCACUGAAAACACUACUAUGGGUACAUAUGCAGAUGACACUGCCAUUGUUGCCGCUGACUGAUCCAGACAUUUGCUUCCAUCAUCUCCAAAACCAUCUCAACAUGCUUUCAAAGUUGUACAACACAUGAAAAAUCAAAGUAAACGAACUUAAAUCUACACAUAUCACCUUCACCCUCAGACCUAAGGACUGUCCUGAAGUUUCUUUUAACAAUUUAGUAAUUCCCCACUCAAGAAAUGCUAAAUACCUCGGCCAGCUAUUCAAUAGGAGACUCACUUGAGGUCCUUAUCUUAAAAACAAAAGGAAACAGCUUAAUUCCCGCCUACACCUCAUCAGACUUCUCCUAAAAUCAUAAUAAUCAUAUAUGAACCUGUUUUUCUGUUUACUCUUAUACAAAAGUCUCCUUCAACCAAUAUGGUCAUACAGAAUCGCCCUCUGGGGCACUGCCAAACCAUCAAACCUUCAAACAAUUCAAGCUUUCCAAUCGAUAUGUCUUCGCAUGGUCACCAAAGCACCUUGGUUUGUAACAAACACUGCUGUAUCAAGAUCUCAAAGUCCAAUUCGUCAACCAAACAGCAAUAACAUUCUACUCAAGACUUCACUGUAAAAUGCAAGGCCACUCAAACAAACUAAUAUCCAAUCUUCACUCAAAAUAUCUUCCCAGCAACCCUACCAGCCGACUAAACAGAAAUUGGCCCAGAGACCUUAUCUAAAAUUGUAUUAUAUUAAUUUAACUAGACUUUAGACUCAUUGAAAGGUAGCUCAACUAUGAGCUUCCCUUCACCACCCCAUCAUUGUCAUCCCUCUCACCAAUUUACUCAUUUUACAAAAUUGUAUAGAUUGUAAAUUUUUCAAUAACUGCUAUUUAAAAAAAUAUAUUUUAUGAAUGUAAAAACUUUAGAUGGUCUUGAUUGGAAGUUGGAUGAUUUUGAUUUAUAAUUAUAAUUUUAUGCCAUAUUCUUUGCAAGUAUUUUAAGAAGUGAAAAUGUAUUACAAAGAUAAAUA